UUUGUUUUUUAGGAAAUACAUUGGAGUAGCUCAAAUUCAUGCAAUUAUGAAUCUCUAUAACUUUAAUUUGUAUGUUCGCAAUUUUCUUUCAUUUCUGUAGUUCUCUAAACUUGGAGUAUAUGAUAUCACAGUUGUAAAAAAAAACACACAAACGUGGCAAGUAACACGUGACAACAUUGGUAAAUUCACAAGGUUUCUCACCACACCACCACCACAACAUCCCCUUCUCCCCCCAGUCAUCUCUCUGAACAACAAAAGCAAAAAAGAACCUUUUUACAUGCUCUUCUUUCUUCCCUCUUUUCACACCACCCUUUUUUCUUCUUCAGAAUCAAAAUAAAAUAUAAAACAAAUAACAGUAACACCCUGUCCUUUUUAUGUACCAGAAUUACAAAUCCAUAUUAUAUCAUAAAUUAAAAAUAUAAAGUACAUUCUACCAUUACUACUCCUACUAUAUAUACCCAUCUCUCUCCCCCAUUUUUUGGGCCCCUUUUCAUACAACACUCUUCUCAUUCUUCUUGCUCUCUCUUCUUCUCUAAAGAAAAAAAAAAAACUCAAUUUUUAUUUUUUAUUUUUAUUUGAUCAUUUAUUUACAAAAAUGUCUUCUCCACCACCUCCAUCUCAUGUAGGAGAGUCAUCAUCAUCAAGGCAAAGAGCGAGAAAUGGAAAUAAUGGAGAUGGUAAUGGGAAUGAGAGCGGAACUAGCCGAAGCCGACGACGAAGGCGAAGGAGACCGCCAACAACUUCACCACCGCCAGAGUCAGUGGUGCCAGCGGAGGAAGCAUCAACUUCGACUCGUGGCUAUAAUAUUAAUAAUAAUGGCGGUGUUUGGCCUGAACCUUUUCUUGAAUCACUUGCUAUUCAACUUGCUCUUGAUAUUACUUCUUCUCAUGGUCGCCUUGCUGUUGCUCCUUCUCUUGCUAUCCUUUUCCAGGUUUGCACGACAUGGAGAGCUGUAUCACGCUCCGAGUUGCUAUGGCAGAAUCUCGUACGCAUUGUUUGGAACUCAACUAACCUCCUUCACCCUACUUGGCGUGAGCAAUUCAUCAGUCUCCAUCGCACGUCUCGUAAUUUUCGUGUUAGUCGUUACGAUUACUUUGUGCUUCGCCUUUCUGAUCACCCCUUAGCUGCCGCGCAAGGGGGUGAUGAGGGUGGUGGUGAUGCUGAUCAACUCCCUCUUUUGUGUCUUCGCAUUGCCCUUGCUGAUGAUCACUUGGCUGUAGGGUUUUCGGACGGGUCGGUGCGUUUGUUUCACCUUCCUUCCCGGGUUCACCUACGUACCGUUCAUCCUUUGCUACGUGAUCGCCUUGGCUUGUUCUCCCGUGCAGUGUCGGGUAUUGUACUACAGCCUCAUGUUAUCAAUCGGGUCGUGUUUGCCUCGCUUGAUGGCGAUAUUCAUGUUGCUUCCCCUCUCAACGGGCCCGGCCCGGACCGUCGGGCUUACUUAGGAGAUGUUGUCAAUGAUGGUGCCCUAGUUGACUUCACUGGUGGUGAUCGGUUUUGGGUUGGGCUCUACGCGGGUGUCCCCGGUAGGGCGUUUCGAGUUUGGGAUGCAGACUCUGAGGAGCUUCUUUUCAGGGGUGGAUCGCUAACCGAUCCGGAUUCCGUGAUGGGGUGGCACAUGCUUACCGGAAUUCAACCUAGGGAGUUCUUGGGCCGCAUUCGAGUGGCACCUCAAGGGGUGGCAGUAGGAGUUACUAGUCUUAGAGCAUUGGUGCUAAACCUAGAGGAGGCAGUGAUGGUGAUGGGGCAAGAGGCAUCUCGACGAGGGAUAAUCGUGGGGUCGGUUGAUGCCAACGACAACGCGUUUGUCAUGGUAGACACUCGUGGGGUGGCAAGUGUACGACAACUGCGUACACUCGAGGAGGUGUGUCGAUUCUCAGUGUCACACCGAGGUGCACAAGCAUCAUCACUAAUGGGAUUGCUAGGAUGCAUGAAUAGCAUGUAUGUAGUAAUGUGCAUUGGUGGUACAAUGAGAGUAUGGGAUGCUGAUCAUGGAGAGUACUUGUACAGCUUGAGAGAGUGGGUAGAGGAGGCGACCGCAGUCGCGGCCAACGACCGACAUGUCGUGGCUACAUCUAGUGACACAACCAUUCAUCUGUGGGAUUUUGGUGCUUGAAAUUUAAAACUGAUGACAACUGAGACUAUUUUCUCUGACUUGUUAUUAUGAUUCUAUUGUUUUUAGGUUAUUAAAAAUUGGUUGUAUAGCCCAAAAAAGAGG
This is a messenger RNA of Chenopodium quinoa (quinoa), 2218 nucleotides long. RefSeq names its product transcriptional regulator STERILE APETALA-like. The record is from RefSeq and is a predicted model, not a curated record. Gene Ontology annotation, cellular component: preribosome, large subunit precursor. The transcript has 2 exons. The coding region runs from base 596 to 2116 and encodes 506 amino acids. Lineage: Eukaryota; Viridiplantae; Streptophyta; Magnoliopsida; Caryophyllales; Amaranthaceae. Gene Ontology annotation, molecular function: protein binding.